AUGUAUUCUGUUGAUAAAAUCCAAGUUUUUAUUCGCGUAAGACCACAAAUUAAGUCUAAUAAAGUUGGCAGCCAAAUUAUUACUAAAGUGGAUAAAGAAAAAAAUCAAAUUAAUAUAUCUGGCAACAAAAUAUAUUAUUUUGACAAAAUUUUUGAUACUCCAUCAAAAAAAAAUGAAUUGUUUCAUUUUUCUGGAGUUCCUUUUAUCAAAAAUAUCAUCAAAGGAUAUGAUGCUACUAUAUUAGCAUAUGGCCAAAGUGGUUCUGAGGAAAAAGAAAAAGAAUUACCAGUUUCAUCAUUUCAAGUAUCAGUUUCAUUUUUGGAACUUUACAAUGAUGAAAUAAAUGAUUUACUUUUAUCAGAUAAAUCAUCAUCUUCAAAUGAAAAAUUGAAAAUUACUAGAAAUAAAGAGGGAAAAAUUGAGGUUAAUGGACUUUUAAAGAAGAAUGUUGAAGAUGCUCCAACUGCCUUUAAAAUUUUCAAUUCUGGAAUUAAUAAAAGGUGUGUUGGAGCAACUGACUUAAAUGCUGAAUCUUCACGAUCUCACAUAAUAUUUUCCCUCUAUUUAACUCAAAUAAAUGAAAAAAUGGGAUUGAAAGAUGGUGUUACUGAAGUAUUAACUUCAAAAUUCAAUUUUGUCGAUCUGACUGGUACAGAAAGACUUAAAAGAACAAAUGGUGAAGGAAAUACAGCAAAAGAAGGCAAAAAUAUCAAUAAUUGCCUAUUGCAUCUGGAAAAUGUUAUCUCUGCACUUUCUUGCAAAGAUCAACAUAUUCCCUAUAGAAACUCAAAAUUAACGCAUCUGCUACAGGAUUCAUUAGGUGGAAAUUCAAAAACACUAAUGAUUGCGUGUAUUUCUCCAAGUAACGAAGAUUUAUGUGAAAUCAUAUCAACAUUAAAUUAUGCAAGUAGAGCAUAA
Strongyloides ratti is the source of this 918-nucleotide messenger RNA. RefSeq names its product Kinesin-like protein KIF21B. Gene Ontology annotation, molecular function: microtubule motor activity; ATP binding; microtubule binding. The coding region runs from base 1 to 918 and encodes 305 amino acids. Lineage: Eukaryota; Metazoa; Nematoda; Chromadorea; Rhabditida; Strongyloididae. The transcript is spliced from 3 exons. Gene Ontology annotation, biological process: microtubule-based movement; mitotic spindle organization. The record is from RefSeq and is a predicted model, not a curated record.